CUUGUGAGACAGCAAUAGUAUACACUUUUUAACACAGCUUGGACUAUCCCAGGACUAUCACAGGGGUCUGAAAGUGACCAAAGCAGCUGGGACAUAUUCGUUAUCUGCCUUUGAAUAUCUUUAUUGUGAAUCUGCUCCCUCAAUAGCCGUGGGAACUGCCUAUUUCAUUCAGUUUAUUGCUGUGCAGUAGAACUGAACCUGUUCCUUUAAUAACACACGUCAAAGGACUCAAACUCCAUUAUAAAAACUGGCUCCAACCGUCAUGGUCACGCAGAGCAAGUUCCCGAGCAUGAGCCGGGCACUGGACUCUAGUCUACGACUUAAGACCUUCUCUUCCCGCAGCGAGUACAACCUUGUGCUGACUGCAGUGCGCAAACUCCAAGAGAGUGGUUUUUACUGGAGCACUGUAACAGGCAGCCAGGCAAACUUACUACUGAGCACAGAACCAGCGGGAACAUUUCUUAUCCGUGACAGCUCUGAUCGGCGACACUUUUUCACCCUCAGUGUCAAAACUGAGUCGGGUACCAAGAACCUUCGCAUUCAGUGUGAGCCUUGUGGAUUCUCUUUGCAGACUGACCCACGCAGUGCCCAGCCAGUACCACGUUUUGACUGUGUCUUAAAGUUGCUGUGCCAUUAUAUGCCAGCCAAGGACUCAGGCAGUGGCUCCAAACGGGCAUAUUACAUUUAUUCUGGAGGGGAGCGGGUCCCUUUGCUUCUGUCACGGCCACUAUCAACCAGUGUGUCUUCUCUGCAGCACUUAUGUAGGAAGGCUGUAAAUGGUACCAUAGAAGGGGGUGAGGGGCGAGAGCAGCUGCCGUUGCCCAUAAAAGACUUUCUGCAGGAAUAUGACUCCCCUGUGUAGCCAAAGAAAAGGAUCAACAGGAAUUAAAACUCAAAUGAGUAGAAUGCAUGGUUGCCACACAGAGUGCCCAGUGCCUAGGAAGAAGAGAGCACAGAGAACAGAGGCACAGAGCACCCAUGGAGAUCAGUAAAGCAAGGCAAUAAAAAGAUUAUGACAAAGUGGACCUAAAGAAACAACAUUUGCCUGCAAAGGACAUUUUGUUCAGUAUUAAAAAGCCUGAGACAAAAAAAGUGCUUAAUACUUAAGUGAUGAACACAAAAUGCCAAGUACUGUUUUAGAGACUGAGCAUCUGCAAUAAGAACUGUCUAAAUAAACACAGUAUGUGACCAUCAGACACUUCCCCUCUACCUCUCAAAUGACCCUGCUCGCCGGGCGCAGAGGGAAGUGGUGGAAAGGAUGGUGGCUGCUCUAAGGACCUUGGUUCUGGUUCCCUCCCCGGCAAACACUACCAGAACCCAGGGCCUGUUUUGCACUGAAAGUUGGAGGAUGUAUUUAUUACAAUGUCACCUACACAGCCUUAAUCAGAUCUUCUGGAGGGCAGUAUCUGUCACACUGCAGGGCAUUACCAGUACAUGUAGCGCUAUACAGAUGGCAGCUUCCAUGUAUUAUCUCCAGGAGAGACUGAACUCAUGCACAAGCAUUGGGCCGAUAUACACUUGCCUGCACAUUACAUUCUUAUCGGCAGAAAUACAAAAAUACUUGCACCCUGGACAAUGAAUGGUGACGUCACCAUGAAGUUUUGUUUUUUUUUUGCACAAGAAACGUGUGCCAUUGCUGGGUGAGACCGCAGAGGGCACUGUACAUGAUCCUAACCUCAAUCAUGUUUACAUGACGACCACCAAUAAUGGGCAACAUCCCCAGGACAAAAUUUGCACAUAUUUAUAUUUAACACAAAGAAAUCCAUUUCAGUAACUUAUAAUAAAAAAUAAUUUUUGUAAUGAAA
This is a messenger RNA of Xenopus tropicalis (tropical clawed frog), 1805 nucleotides long. It is a transcript of the gene socs3, whose product is annotated as suppressor of cytokine signaling 3. The record is from RefSeq and is marked provisional. NCBI's taxonomy places the organism in Eukaryota, Metazoa, Chordata, Amphibia, Anura, Pipidae. Gene Ontology annotation, biological process: protein ubiquitination; intracellular signal transduction.